This is a messenger RNA of Microplitis demolitor, 2584 nucleotides long. RefSeq names its product 5'-3' exonuclease PLD3. Gene Ontology annotation, molecular function: catalytic activity. The coding region runs from base 199 to 2169 and encodes 656 amino acids. The transcript is spliced from 7 exons. NCBI's taxonomy places the organism in Eukaryota, Metazoa, Arthropoda, Insecta, Hymenoptera, Braconidae. The record is from RefSeq and is a predicted model, not a curated record.
AAAAAUAAAAAACUAGUAACCAAAGAACAAGUAAGAUUAAAAAAAUAAUAAUAGCAGUAAGUUAAAAAAUGUAAUAAACGAGAGCCAGAAGGUGGGAAAGAACAAGAAGAGUAAAAACUCGGGAAAGAAUACAAAUAAGAAGAAGUAUUAAAUAACAAAAGUAAAAGACGAAUAUAAAAGUCUUUUACUUGAUACAUAAUGUCUUUCUUCAGUUGGGCUAAGAGCGGACGAGAAAACGCAGAGCACUCGGGACGCAAUUUACAAGAUGGCCUCUUCCAAAUAGCCUCCCAAGCUUGUCACAUACUUGUACAGGUCAACAACACUCACAACAUCAGCUACGGCGGCAGCAACACUGUGACCAAUGUAGCCUACUCGAAGUAUCCAUCAACCUCCCGUAGUCCAUCAAACGCAACUUCUCCAAUGGGCGCAUCAGCUUCCAGCUCAUACCCAUCUACCAGCAGAACUACCAGCAGUAAUCCGCACCAGCACUUGGAAACUUCCAGACAAGCCAAAGACCAAGAUGUCGUUGUCUUACUUCCUCAUCGUAAAAGCCGGACUCCUAGAGUGAAGCACAAACUUUCAACUGUUUCGGAAAAUGCGAGACUUGAAACAACUUCAGUGGAUGAUGAAUUGGAAUCGUGGGAUCAAACUGGUUUCAUGCUGAGAAGUGACAUUGGUGACCACCUUACGCACUCAAAGUGGGGAGCGCAAGGCUGGUGCCGGCCCAGCUGUAUCCCCAUCAGCAUAAUUUUAAUCCUAAUAGUCCUGGUAGUUUUGUUGCCACUGCUCGACCACGCGGAACAUAAACAUUUUAGUAAUUCGAGUAUUUACGGAAAUGAAUCUGAGUACAUGUGCAAGGACAGCUGCCGUAUUUCACUGGUCGAAUCAAUACCCAUUGGGUUGAUUUACGACAAUAAUUCAGUGCUCCACAGGAGCACUUAUUCCACUUGGGUUGAUCUCAUUCAAUCCGCUCAAUAUACUAUUGAAAUUGCAUCGUUAUACUGGACCAUGACAAGACAAGAUGUCUAUCCCGACGAUAGUGCCCGAGAGGGAGAAGAUGUUUUCGAAGCACUUUUGUCUGCUGGAAGAGACAGAAAUAUCGAAAUUAAAAUAGCCCAAAAUGCUCCGUCCCAAUUGAGUCCUAAUUUCGACACCGAGCUCUUGACAAAAAAAGCCCACGCUGAAGUGAGAAGUCUUAAUUUCGCAGCACUAUUUGGCGGCGGGGUUUUGCACACGAAAUUAUGGUUAAUCGACCGGACGCAUGUGUACGUCGGCUCUGCGAAUAUGGACUGGAGAUCAUUGACGCAAGUUAAAGAACUGGGAGUUCUUAUUCAAAAUUGUACAUGUCUAGCUAACGAUUUUGCUAAAAUAUUUGAGGUUUAUUGGCAGUUGGGUAAAGAAGGACGGAUCCCGCCAUCUUGGCCCGAUUCCUUAAAGACAAAAAUAAAUAUAAAUAACCCAAUAAAUUUAACAUUGGAUAACUCAAAUAAAUACAAAGGAUUUAUUGCCAGUUCUCCGGCGCCACUGUCUCCUAUUGGAAGAUCUAAUGACAUAGACGCCAUUUUAUACUGCAUAGAAAAGGCUGAAAAAUUUGUGUACAUAUCCGUUAUGGACUAUGUACCUCUGACAAUUUACACUCCAAAAGUUAAGUACUGGCCGAUAAUAGACAACGCGAUCAGAUCCGCGGCGAUCGAUCGGCGUAUCAGAAUAAAACUGUUGAUAUCCUGGUGGAAACAUUCUAGAAAAUCGGAAGAUAAUUUUCUCAGAUCAUUGAUGGAUCUUACUAACAGCUACAAAAAUGUUAAAAUAGAUAUUAAGAGAUUUAUUGUACCAACGAACACUGAUUUCGACAAAAUUCCUUAUGGAAGAGUUAAUCAUAAUAAGUAUAUGGUAACUGAUGCUGCAGCUUACAUAGGGACUAGUAAUUGGUCUGGUGAUUAUUUUAUAGAUACUGCUGGAAUUGGAUUUAUUCUGGAAGAUGACGGACAGAAAAAUAACGAAAGUAUUAGAAAACAACUUGAAGAUGUAUUUUUACGUGAUUGGAAUUCUCCAUAUGCACAUCCGUUAAAUGCGACGGCGACAUCAAUAACAACCAAUCGAUUUAAUUCAUUCGUUAAACAGAAAAUAAAUUACUUCCUACCAUUUUAUCAUCAUCAUAUACGCGCGUAAUUUUUUCAUUUCAUUUAAUGACAUAUAAAUAUAUAUAUAUAUAAAAUGAUGUAUAUAUUAAAUACGUAUUUAUCAGUUAUUAUUUAUAAUCUAUUAUAAUAUGAAAUUGCCUGACUGUAAAUAUUAAAAACGAGAGAGCUUUAAUUAGUUAAUUAGUACUUAUACGUAAUGUACAUCAAAAUAUUAAACAACGAAAUUAAGUAAUUAUGCGCACGAAUUAAUUGAUGCUUGUAUACAACGAAAUUUAUUUUUUUAUAAAUAUUUUUUUGUUCUGGUUUGUUGAGCCAGUAAAGUCCACCGAAUGAUAGUUUGUUUAUCAAUGGUAAUAAUGAUGUAAUGAUAAACGAUAUUUUGUUAAUUAAAGCAUAAUAUGGAUUAAUGCGUAAAAAAAUAAAUAUGCAAUAUUUUAAACAUA